AAUUGCAUAAGAGUUUCACCUUGGGUCUCUGCAUCAUAAGCAUGUCGCAUGUGUGAUCGCCAUUAGUUUGAUUCUCUUCGACUUCGUAUAUGCUUUGAACUUUUUAAUAACGGUUGUGCUGCUGGUGCCGUGUGCAUUUGCAGCUCGUCAAGGCGAUGGAGAAGGCGACAUGGAGCGUAACGUGCAGGGAGAAGGCAGAGGUGAAGGCCCAGGUGGCGGCCGCUAUGGAGACGCUAGAGGGAGCUUUGAGAGAGUGCUCCAAGCCCUUCUUUGGAGGCGAUAGCCCCGGAUAUGUGGAUGUGGUGCUCGGUGGCCUUCUUCCAUGGCUGUGCGUCACCGAUAAGAGACAAGCCAGUGUGAAGACCUUCGACCCUAUCACCACGCCGCUCCUACUCGCGUGGCAGGACCGCUUCUGUUCGUUGAAAAAGGUUCAGGGACUCAUGCCAGAUGUGGGCGAGCUGGUCGACUUGGCCAUGCCGGUGCCUACUCACUGCUCGCGUGAAUCCCUGCAAGUUAUUUUAAUUUUGUCUUCACUUCUUGUGCAAAUUGCGACUGCAUGUAGUAGUUGAUUUUAGGUGACGAAAGAGGGGAGCUGUAUGGUGAUUCCUUUUGUUCUGACUUCCACUGCCUAGUGUUGAGAAUGUUACCGUAUCGGUGUUGCUAUAUUUUGAAAGGUGCUGUCUUGGUGAGCAAGACAG
Molecule: messenger RNA, 698 nt
Organism: Aegilops tauschii subsp. strangulata
Lineage: Eukaryota; Viridiplantae; Streptophyta; Magnoliopsida; Poales; Poaceae
Product: probable glutathione S-transferase GSTU6
Biological process (GO): glutathione metabolic process
Cellular component (GO): cytoplasm
Molecular function (GO): glutathione transferase activity
Source: RefSeq, a predicted model, not a curated record